AUGGAGAAGGAGUAUUCUUCGAUGUAUAAUGGCUCGUUUUUUGGAACUUCAGAGCGACUUAUUGUUUCUCAAGGAGUGAUUCAAAAGAGUAGCGAUCGCUACUCAGUUCGUCCAGGAUCAUUUCUCAGAAGGAUCCAGCAAUCCAGAGUAGGGAAAGACGACGGAAGAGUUAAGGAUCUGGAUGUGACGACUAGGGUUCCGGUAGUUGCAUCACAAAAGAAGGUCAUCGCACCAGUUCCAGUGAGUUUGAAGCAAUCUUCAUCAGCAAGGAAAGACGACGAUGUUAAUCGUCUCAUUAGAGAAAACAAACCAAAGGUGGCGGCCGUGGUACCCAAGGAAGUAAGCCGCCGGCCACCAUCACCGGAAGCACGCCGUCCGAUGAAAAGACCGACGAGGCAUUAUGAUGACGAGGAAGAGGAUGAGAACGCAAAUGCGCUAAGGAUGAUGAGGGAGAUGACUGGAUACGACCCUCGGACGUAUACAGAUAGAGGGGAUGAUCGGAACAUGGAGGCCAGCUUCCAUGAUAUUGAGAAGGAAGAAAGAAAAAGUGCCAAAUUAGGUCGGAAGAAGAUGAAGAAGAGCUUCGCAAGAUUGCAGAAGAAGAACGGAUGGAGCGGUUGCGGAAGGAAGCCAAGAGGAGGCGCAAAUUGA
Messenger RNA from Oldenlandia corymbosa var. corymbosa, 651 nucleotides. The record is from the annotation of a GenBank genome assembly. Lineage: Eukaryota; Viridiplantae; Streptophyta; Magnoliopsida; Gentianales; Rubiaceae.